AUGGGCAUCAACUUUCCAAGGGUUCGGUAUGUUGUACAGUAUGGGCCACCAAAAAGCAUUGUUGAUUUAAUGCAACAAGCUGGAAGAGGUGGUCGCAAUGGUAGUCAAGCACAUUGUGUGACCUACUAUACUAAGCAUCAACUUUCGAGAUGUGGCAAGGAGAUUAAGUCUAUCAUUCAAGCAGAAGGAUGCCAACGUCAAGCCUUGUACGGUCACUUUAAUGAUUUAGUUUCUUCCCUUACCCCAGGCCAUUUGUGCUGUUCUAAUUGGAUAAAACUGUGUGCAUGUUGUGAAGAUGGGACAUGUUGUGGAGACAGUGCAUUGUUCAUGACAACAGGAGAUAGCGAAGAGGAAACAACAACUGUUCCUGCAAAAUCAAGGAUUCUUACCCCAGAGGAUCAGAAUGACUUAAGACUGGCCCUGUUGGAAUUAACGUCAAAAUUGUCAGCCUAG
This is a messenger RNA of Porites lobata, 453 nucleotides long. The record is from the annotation of a GenBank genome assembly. NCBI's taxonomy places the organism in Eukaryota, Metazoa, Cnidaria, Anthozoa, Scleractinia, Poritidae.